Messenger RNA from Pelobates fuscus (common spadefoot toad), 4187 nucleotides. It is a transcript of the gene ARID4A, whose product is annotated as AT-rich interaction domain 4A. NCBI's taxonomy places the organism in Eukaryota, Metazoa, Chordata, Amphibia, Anura, Pelobatidae. The record is from RefSeq and is a predicted model, not a curated record. Gene Ontology annotation, cellular component: nucleus. Bases 142 to 4038 code for a protein of 1298 amino acids. Gene Ontology annotation, biological process: regulation of transcription by RNA polymerase II. The transcript is spliced from 25 exons. Gene Ontology annotation, molecular function: transcription cis-regulatory region binding.
AUCGGCGUCCGAGAAGGAUUGGUUCUGCUCAACAGCUUGUUAUUUCGUUGAUCGCUCGCAGUUCCGUGCUGCUGGGAGUUGGAGCUCUGUUUGCUGUGAAGACAAAUCUCCGCGCUGGAAUCCCUCAAAUAACCUUCGACGAUGAAGGCAGCGGAUGAGCCUGCCUACCUAACAGUGGGAACCGAUGUGAGCGCCAAGUACCGGGGAGCCUUCUGUGAGGCAAAGAUCAAGACCGUGAAGCGGCUGGUGAAAGUCAAGGUUACCUUGAAGCAGGAUAACUCUACGCAGUUGCUGCAAGAUGACCAGGUCAAAGGGCCAUUAAGGGUUGGAGCAACAGUUGAAAUGAAAGCACCUGAUGGGUCUCCGCAGGAAGCAAUUAUAAGUAAACUGACUGAUGCGAGCUGGUACACUGUGGUUUUUGAUGAUGGCGAUGAAAGGACUUUAAGGCGGACAUCGCUGUGUUUGAAAGGGGAAAGGCAUUUUGCAGAAAGCGAGACAUUGGAUCAACUCCCACUAACAAACCCUGAGCAUUUUGGCACUCCAGUCAUUGGAAAGAAAUCAAACCGGGGAAGGAGAUCAUCUCUCCCAAUGACUGAAGAUGAAAAAGAGGAGGAGAGCAGUGAGGAGGAAGAUGAUGAUCUGAAACGCUUAGGGGAUGAACUAAUCGGCAAAGUAGUCAGCGUGAAAUCUAGCGAUUCCCAAGAAUGGUAUCCAGCUCUGGUUGUGUCCCCGAGCUGCAGUGAUGAUGCUGGAGUGAAGAAAGACCAGUGUUUGGUGCGAUCGUUUGUGGACUCUAAAUUCCAUUCCAAUGCAAGGAAAGAUCUCGCUGAAAUUGACCUUAAUACACUGAAAUCUGAACAUUCUGACCUGCCAGGUGUAAAGGAGGCAAUCCAUUUCCUGAAUUCAAGAACUGUCCCUGAGAGUUGGAAAAUGGACAUGAGUGAAAUCCUGGAGUCAUCGAGUAGUGAUGAUGAGGAUGGAGAGGCAGACGUUCAUGAUGGCGAGCCGAACAAAGAGGAAGAGGAAGAAGCAGAGCCUGAAGAGGAGGCAGACCCAGAGGAGAGAGAGAACUUCCUUCAGCAGCUUUAUAAGUUUAUGGAAGACAGAGGAACCCCAAUCAACAAGCCACCUGUAUUGGGCUACAAGGAUCUGAACCUCUUCAAACUCUUUAGACUCGUGUAUCUUCAGGGUGGUUGUGACAAUAUUGAAAGUGGGGCUGUCUGGAAGCAAAUUUAUAUGGACCUUGGAAUUCCAAUUUUAAAUUCAGCAGCUUCCUACAAUGUAAAAACUGCUUACAAAAAGUAUCUUUAUGGAUUUGAGGAGUACUGCCGUUCUGCGGACAUUCAGUUUAGGACAAUUCAUCACAAUGAUCCUAAACCAGUAAAAGAGAGUGAGCCAGAAGUAAAACCAAUGGAGAACACUGACACAGAGGCCAUAGCACUUCCAGUAGACGUGAAGGAAGAUGAUGAGACCGAUUCUAGCAGCGAAAAUGGAAGAGAGGACACCGAGAUUAAAACACCAAGGGGGAGGCGGAGACCAAUUACCACUGUUCCUAUGGUAAAUGAUCCUGAAGAAAGCGAGAAGCGCAAAGACAGCAACAAGGAAAAUAAAGAUGUCGAAGAAGACCUCGAACAAACUGAGGAAAAAAAGGAAAAUGACAGCACUCCAGGACGCAGGAGCUUACCAUGCAAACCAAAAGCAGAACGCAAAAUCCAGAAAGCGGAGGAGUCUGAGCAGGAAUCCGAUGAAGAUGAUGAUGAUGAUGAUAAAGAGAGUGACAUACGAGAAGAAAUGGAACACAAAGGGGAUACUGAAGAGGAGGAGGACUCAGAGGAGAGAGACUGCCUAGCGGGCACCAAAGUAAAGGUUAAAUAUGGGCGGGGGAAGACCCAGAAAAUCUAUGAAGCAAAUAUUAAGAACACUGAAACUGAUGGUGGAGAUGUGUUAUACCUGGUGCAUUAUUACGGCUGGAACGUCAGGUACGAUGAAUGGGUGAAAGCUGAUCGAAUCAUCUGGCCUUCCGACAAAGGUGGACCAAAAAGAAAACAAAAGAAAAAAGCUAAGAAUAAAGAUGAGAAUGAAAAGGAGGAGGAAAAGCAGAAAUCUAAACGUGGGCGUCCUCCCUUAAAGUCAACGCUUCAGUCCAACCUGGCCUGUGCUCUAGCAAAAUCUCUAAUUAGUGAAGGCAAAAGCUCCAUAAAACCCAUGCGAACCAGCUUGCCUGAAAACACUUCCUUGUCAAAUGGGUUAGAAGGAGCACUUCGGAGGAGGACAAGAAGGAGUUCAGGGGCGUAUGAUUCUGAUAGAGGUUCAAACGAGUCAAGCACAUCUGAAAGCGAGUCUGAGGAGAUCACUGAAAAGUCACCCGUGAAAGAGACUUUUCUGCCAAAGGUUGAGACAGAAUCUGAGAAAAGUGACAACCUGGUUGAAAAUAGCCUUGAGGAAGAAACGCCCGAGCCCAUUUGCAUUUCAAAAGAUCCAGAAAUGAGCCCAACAAAGCCAGCUGAAACUUUAAAACAAGAAGUGGAGGAGAGUGAACACAUUGUUCAGAUUUAUGGGAAACAAACUGAACAAAUCGAAGAAAUAAAACAGGAGCCAGAGAUUCUGCCAGAGAUUCUGCCAAAGCCUAAAGGGAGGCGAAGCAAGACAAAAGACCCUCCUCAGGAGAACACACAAAGUUUGCCUGUCACUCAGGAAGAUAUGUUUGUGGAGCCACAACCGGAGCUUGAAACACUAGACUUUCCUUCACUACAAAGUAAGGACUUGUCGUUCUCUACUAAGGAAGUAGACCUUCCAAUGGAGCCACUGAUAAAAGAGAAAAAAGGUCUAAAGAGGAAGCCACUGGAACAAGCAUCUCCAGAGAAGAAGGUUCGCACCGAAUGCCCAUUAGAACUGCCCGUUAUUGUGGCAGAAGAGCAACCUGCUGAAAGUAAUGAGACUCAGGAACACUUUAAUACCAUCAGCGAAGAACGGCUUCAGAAUGUAAAUGAGGAAAUGCCUUCUCUAAUAGCUGAGCUGGAGCAUGUGGCCAGCACUAGGACUGGGGAAACAGAAACGCCACUGAAUGAAAUCACUAACCUGUCCUCCAAAGAGGAGGAACACGAUGUAAUGCCAAUGAUUGGUCCAGAGACAUUGGUUUGCCAUGAAGUAGAUUUGGACGACUUUGAUGAGAAGGAGAAAGUAGAGGAUGUUGUCAUGGAGAAGGCAGAGCCUGAGCCACAAACUAUACAUCCGCCUGCACUGCCCCCUGCAGUCCAGCCUCUGAAUUACUCUGUGGCUUCUCCCCUUGCACUUAGUCACGACGAGUCUCACAGUAUAAAGAGUGAGAGCGAUAUAACCAUUGAAGUAGACAGUGUUGCAGAAGAAUCACAGGAAGGCCUGUGUGAGAGCGAGUCUGCAAAUGGGUUUGAAGCAAGCACUACUUCUAGCAACUGCAGUGUAACUGUUCAGGAAGCUGACCUGCGUGAAAAAGGUCAUAAGCGGGUGAGUGAAAGCAACGCUGGGUCCCUAGCCAAGAAGCAAAAGCGGACCCCAAAGCGACUUAGCGCUGUAUCGAAAAGUGAAAAGAAUGGAAUAGGACAAAGUAGUGACAGUGAAGACCUCUCUGUGCUUGAUAGUUCGACUAAAUGUACUCCAGUUAAACACAUCAAUAUAGCUAAGCCACAGAAGAUCGCAAGGUCUCCAGCAAGGAUCACUUCUCCGCACAUUAAAGAUGGCGAAAAAGAAAAACAUCGAGAAAAACAUCAGCACUCAUCUCCUAGGGCGUACAAGUGGACAUUACAGCUUAGUGAACUCGAUAACAUGAGUGGCACAGAGAAGAUCGUCUUUCUCCAAGACAAGCUACAGGAAAUCCGAAAAUAUUAUAUGUCUCUGAAGUCUGAAGUUGCUACAAUUGACAGGAGGAGAAAACGGUUAAAAAAGAAAGACCGAGAAAUGUCCAAUACAGGAGCAUCCAUGUCUUCAGCAUCCUCAGAAACAGGCAUGAGCCCGUCCUCUUCUUCACCCCCACAGAACACACUUGCUUUAGAGUGUAGGUGAUACUCAACCUGUCAUCCUUCCAGCAUUCUGCUGCCAUGGACACUUAAACUCAUUGUCCCCUCUGUAAUACAACCACACAAAGCACUCAACCGGUUUUACAUUGCCAAGUAUUUUUUUUCUUUAAAAUCUCUGAUGAAUUGCAACUUUAA